Molecule: messenger RNA, 943 nt
Organism: Zeugodacus cucurbitae (melon fly)
Lineage: Eukaryota; Metazoa; Arthropoda; Insecta; Diptera; Tephritidae
Exons: 2
Coding region: 214-624 (136 amino acids)
Source: RefSeq, a predicted model, not a curated record
GAGCCUCCUGUAUCCGUACCAAAUUUUGAUUUCGUUGUAAGAUUUCAACGAAAUGAAACAAGAAAUUCAGGCGUUGCUAUUUAUCACAAUGAACAAGACAAAUGUCAUAUUCUCACUCCUCAUUUAGAUAUAAAGGCUCCGUACGCGAGUGAUGCUGAUGUGACGAUAUCAACAUCAACAAGAAUUGGCGAUUUGUGUACGGUAGAAUGCAAAAUGAACCCUAGCGAUAAUCAUAAUAAUAAAAAAUUGAAUUUAAUUGCCAUUUAUAUAUGGCCAAAUUCAUCGAUGAGAGAUAUAAAAUUGUUAAUCGGUAAAGCUUUAUUACCGUUGUCAACUGUAGGUUCGCAAGCUUUUGCAGAUAUUAUCGGAGAACCAGUAGAGUAUAGCGAACAACCGGUACUCCUUGCGGGAGAUUUUAUUGUAAAUUUCUCAUUGCCAGAAGCUGAAUUAUUACUGGCAUUCCUCAGAGAGAAAUUUUCAUUAGAAAUGAUCAAUGGAAGAAAUGAUCCUACGACAAAAGGAGGUACGACUAUUGAUGCGGUAUUCGCGAGAAAUAUAGAUAAAAUAGAUAUAUCAAUCCGUCAGAACCCAGAAAUGAUAAUUGAUUUGGACUUUGGUUUAUAAAAUGUGCAUAAUAAAUUUAUAAAAUGUGAAUUUAAGAAAGUGUCUCUCGCUAGUUUUCUUUCAUACAAAAUGAUAUGCAUUUCUUGGAAUAUCACUAAGAAGUAUAACUUCAUCCGCGCGUAGGGACUCCACGCACUAUUUUUUAUUGCCUGUUUUAUUCAUGUCUAUUUUUUAUGCGACAUUUCAUGUUAGAUAUUUUUUAUACUCUCGUAACAAACUUGCUAAAGAGAGUAUUAUAGUUUUGUUCACAUAACGGUUGUUUGUAACACCCAAAACUAAACGAGUUAGAUAUAGGGUAAUAUAUACCAAUGUGAUCAGG